CCGACGCCAAUUAUCACAGAAGCUGCCUCCAUUGUUCACUGUUCAGUCGACGAAGACGAUCAUAGAAACUGCCUUCGUUGUUCGCUACCUUCGAAUCGAUGGUCUUCCAUGAUGAUCACAACUGCCUUCUCUCUGUUCUUCCAUCUACGCUAUAGAAGCCCAGUCUCCAUUGAAGUUGCGUUCUUCUUCCUUCUCCAG
Molecule: messenger RNA, 198 nt
Organism: Ilex paraguariensis (yerba mate)
Lineage: Eukaryota; Viridiplantae; Streptophyta; Magnoliopsida; Aquifoliales; Aquifoliaceae
Source: the annotation of a GenBank genome assembly